GGCACCAGCACCGUCCCCGCAGUGCCCCUUGCACCCCCGCGCCCGAUGUGUCCGGGCCUCAGCCGGCUCCCCGGGGCUGCAGUCACGCGUAGCCGAGGCCGGGCGGCCGGGGCCGUGCCGCUGUGCGGUCAGGUCCCGUGUCAGUGUGCGGGGGUGGUGCCAUGUCCGUGUUCGGGGCCGCUGCCGGUGCCGUGCUGGUGCUCUGUCGGUCCCGGCUCGCUGUGCGGGGCCGCUGCCGGUGCCGGUGCAGUGUAGGUCCUCUGCCGGUGCCGUGCCGCUGUGCGGGUCCCGGGGCCGUGUGGCAGUGCGGGGCUGGUCCCAUGUCUGUGCUCGGGUCCGGGCCCGGUGCCCUGCAGGUCCUCUCUCGGUGCCGUGUCGCUGUGCAGGGCCGGUCCCUGUACCGGUCCCGGAGCUGUGUGGCUGUGCUGUUCCUGUGUCCGGGCCCGGUGCCGUGCUGGUCCUCUGUCAGUCCGUGUCGCUGUGCGGGGCCUGUGCCGGUCCCGGUGCCGUGUGCCUGUGCUAUUCCCGUGUCCAUGUACAGGGACAGUGCCAUGGACGUGUUCGGGGCCGGUCCCGGUGCCAUGUGGCUGUGUCACUCCCGUGUCCGUGUUCGUUCCCGGUGCCGUGUGUCGGUCCCGGUGCCGUGUGGCUGUACCGGUGCCGUGCCGGUCCCGGUGCCAUUCCCGUGUCGGUCCCGGGGCCGUGUGGCUGUGCCGGUGCCGUUCCCGUGUCCGUGUCGGUCCCGGUGCCGUGUGGCUGUGUCAUUCCCGUGUCCGUGUCGGUCCCGGUGCCGUGUGCCGGUGCCGUUCCCGUGUCCGUGUCGGUCCCGGUGCCGUGUGGCUGUGCCGGUGCCUUUCCCGUGUCCGUGUCGGUGCCGGUGCCGUGUGCCGGUGCCGUUCCCGUGUCCGUGUCGGUGCCGGUGCCGUGUGCCGGUGCCGUUCCCGUGUCACGGAGCCCAGCCGGGCGCUGUGCGUGUUUCCGCAGGGCUCCGCCGCCGCCGGGCCAUGGCCGCCGCCCGCGGGGCUCCGUGCCCCGCCGGGCUCUGCCCGCUGCAGUUCGCUCCCUUCAGCAGCGCGCUGGACGCGGGCUUCUGGCACGAGCUGACCCAGAGGAAACUCAACCAGUACCGGCUGGACGAGACGCCCAAGCUCAUCAAGGGCUACUACUACAACGGUGAUCCUUUGGGUUUGCCAGCUCGAUUGACACUGGAGUUCAGUGCCUUUGACAUGAAUGCUUCAAUACCAGCACGUUGCUGUCCUGCUUUUGGAACAUUGUAUAACACCAACACUUUUGAGACUUUCAAAUCCUGUGAUAAGAAAGCACUUCUGGACAAGGAAGCAAAAGAGAUUUGGGAAUCAAUCAAAUCCGGAGCUGCUCUGGAGAACCCAAUGCUCUUGAACAGGUUCCUGCUGUUGACAUUUGCAGAUUUAAAAAAGUAUCAUUUCUAUUACUGGUUUUGCUACCCUGCUCUCUGCUUCCCUGAUGGAAUUCAGAUAACUCAGAAACCUGUCUGCCUUGGGGACAGGUUCUCACUAAAUCAGAUUCAAGCCCUGCAGAAAGCCUACGAUGACCUCUGCCAGGAGGAGGGCGUGACAGCCCUGCCUUAUUUUUUAAUUAAAUAUCAUGAUAAUUCUGUCAUGAUAUCCCUGCUGAAAAAGUGGGAUGGCUUCUUUCAAGACCAAGGAGGAAAGGUGACAGUUGGAGUUUAUGAUCCUUGUAAUUUAUCCCAGUAUCCAGGAUGGCCACUGAGAAACUUCCUGAUCCUGGCAGCCCACAAAUGGGGCAGUGCUCUGCAGAGGGUUGAGGUGCUCUGCUUCAGAGACAGGACCAUGCAAGGGGUGAGAGACAUCACACACAGCAUCAUCUUUGAAAUCAAACUGCCAGAGGCACCCCUGGGCCCAGAUUGUCCAAAAGCUGUUGGAUGGGAGAAAAACCAAAAGGGAGGCAUGGGGCCAAGGAUGGUGAAUCUCAGUGAAUGCAUGGAUCCAAAAAGGUUGGCAGAAUCAUCUGUGGAUCUGAAUUUGAAGUUGAUGUGCUGGAGGUUGGUGCCUACUCUGGAUUUGGAGAAGAUUGUGGCUGCCAAGUGUCUGCUGCUGGGAGCUGGCACCCUGGGCUGUAGUGUUGCAAGGACCUUGAUGGGCUGGGGGGUGAGGAAGAUCACUUUUGUGGACAAUGCAAAGAUCUCCUACUCCAACCCCGUGCGGCAGCCGCUCUACGAGUUCGAGGAUUGCCUGAGUGGGGGCAAGCCCAAGGCUCUGGCAGCAGCAGAGAGGCUGCAGAAAAUCUUCCCAGGAGUGAGCUCUGAAGGUUAUAACAUGAGCAUCCCCAUGCCAGGCCACCCAGUGAAUUUUUCGGAGGUGACGAUGGCCCAGGCUCGGAAGGACGUGGCGCAGCUGGAGGAGCUCAUCGAGGCCCACGACGUGGUGUUCCUGCUGAUGGACACUCGGGAGAGCCGCUGGCUGCCCGCUGUCAUCGCAGCCAGCAAGAGGAAGUUGGUCAUCAACGCUGCCUUGGGAUUUGACACUUUUGUUGUUAUGAGACACGGCCUAAAGAAACCAAAACAGCAAGAAUCUGGUGAUUCACGUUUCAGCAACGCCUCUGCUUCUUCUGAUCUGCUGGGAUCCUCUCUUUUCUCAAAUAUCCCUGGCUACAAACUGGGCUGCUACUUCUGCAAUGAUGUUGUGGCACCAGGGGAUUCCACCAGGGAUCGGACACUGGACCAGCAGUGCACGGUCAGUCGGCCUGGACUGGCCAUGGUGGCUGGAGCCCUGGCAGUGGAGCUGAUGGUUUCUGUCCUGCAGCAUCCAGAAGGUGGUUAUGCUGUGGCCAGCAGCAGUGAUGACAGAAUGAAUGAACCACCCACUUCCCUUGGGCUUGUUCCUCACCAGAUCCGAGGAUUUUUAUCCAGAUUUGAUAAUGUUCUUCCAGUCAGCCUGGCAUUUGAUAAGUGCACAGCCUGUUCAGCCAAGGUCCUUGAGCAGUAUGAACGAGAAGGGUUUAAUUUCCUAGCUAAAGUUUUUAAUUCUUCACAUUCCUUCCUGGAAGAUUUGACAGGUCUGACUUUAUUGCACCAGGAGACACAGGCUGCUGAGAUCUGGGACAUGAGUGAUGAUGAAACAAUUUGAAAUCAGGUGCUGAGGAGGAGGAGGAUGCUCUGGAGUGCAGCCCUGCCUUUUAUCUCUGCUUUGAGGAGUUAAUGAUUGCUUACCCCUCCUGACUGCUGGAAAGACAAACAAACAGAACCCACGUUUUGCCAUGAAUAACUUCCCUGAAAAAGCAGUCUCUUAUGGACAGAACUCACCAUGUUUUCAUUUUUAUUGUGUAAAUAACUGCAGCAAUGUGCUUAUGUUUAAA
Molecule: messenger RNA, 3354 nt
Organism: Vidua chalybeata
Lineage: Eukaryota; Metazoa; Chordata; Aves; Passeriformes; Viduidae
Gene: ATG7
Product: autophagy related 7
Exons: 18
Coding region: 162-3125 (987 amino acids)
Biological process (GO): autophagy of mitochondrion; C-terminal protein lipidation; autophagosome assembly
Cellular component (GO): cytoplasm; phagophore assembly site
Molecular function (GO): Atg12 activating enzyme activity; Atg8 activating enzyme activity
Source: RefSeq, a predicted model, not a curated record